AUGAUUGCUGGUACUGGAAUCCCACGCACGGGAAUUGACUACUUGGUGAAUGGUAGCGAGCUCUGUGACCGGAUAUUUACGUGUGGUGUAUGUGUACAAGUAUCAGAGACCGUAACGACGACGACGUGCUGUUCAUUUACGUUAUGUGAGGACUGUGUUGAACAACUUGUACGCAAUCAAUGCCCCAAUUGCCGGGCGCGCCGGGUUAAGUUGGCACCGAAUCCGAUUGCCAAGCACAUGCUACAGUUGUUUGAGUAUGCGUGCGAGGGGUGUGAUACAACCCUCAAUCCCGUCACCGGGAUAUCGCAUAGGUGCAGUACGCAGGCAGACCCAACCGGUUGUUUGCAAUUGGUUCACACACCUGAGCGUAAGCGUCCAGCUAUUUUGAAGAUUCAGUACUCGCCGGGUAGCGGUGAGUCGGUACAACCACCCACCAACCCCAUCGUUGCGCAGUAUGCUACAGUGGUUCCUAGAGACAGUGUAAACAAGGCACUAUAUAACGACGACAACGUUAAUUGCACCAUCUCGUAUACACCUGACGUGGCGACCCGAAUUGCGGUGUCGAGUAGCGAGACGACUACUGUUGCUGCCACCCGUUCCAACCAAGCCCCAUAUGUUAACGACCAAGUCCCAAGUACCCAACAGGUUCAUAUUAGUCGCCACGGUAGGAUUGCAGAUACAACCGGGGUUAACGUACACCGUGGUUACCAGAUAGCGGGUACAACUCGGACCAAGGUACACCUUAGAAACACGUGUAGUGUACUAACGAACAAAUCCGUGGAUAAGGUGCCCGUUUCGAGAACGACUGACUUGUGUCUACUAUGUAUUAGCCAAUAUAGGACUGCAUCCCAAACAUUGCUAGAUAGAAGUGGGGUCCGUAAUUGCAGACCCAGGGCCGAUGUUAGUCACCACCACACGGCGCCGGCUGUGCAAAAUCAGGUUGGAGUGGGCUAUCAGAUUGCUAACAUAGGUAAUCGUAGAACAAAGGUGCACACGAAAUCUUCGUGUCGAUAUCUUACGAACAAGUCCAUAGUUCAAGUUUCCGUUGAUCCGGAAACUGACCUGUGUCGGUUUUGUCGUUGA
Sphaeroforma arctica JP610 is the source of this 1083-nucleotide messenger RNA. RefSeq lists its product as hypothetical. The record is from RefSeq and is a predicted model, not a curated record. Lineage: Eukaryota; Ichthyosporea; Ichthyophonida. The transcript has a single exon. Bases 1 to 1083 code for a protein of 360 amino acids.